AGUUCUUUUCUGAACGGGCUGCGCUUGCGCAGUUCAUAGCUGUCAUCCGUGUGCGGAACAACAAGUCCCAGCAGAAAGGGGGGGGGGAUAGUUACAAUCGUGGUCGGAAGCUCCGAGGAAGUGCGGCGACUUUUGACAACCAGAGCUCUCCGCUUGUGCCUCGAGGCGGUGGCGAGGUUAGCCUCAUCACGUUCAGGCAAAAGAAAACUGUCUGAGUUGAAAUAGAAGGAAAGUAUAGAAUCGGCAGCAGGUGUAACGCUGAGCAGCCAUGGCUGCUCAAUCAUUGGACUCACCUCCAAAUCCAAGCUGUAAAAUUAUGACAUUUCAACCGACAAUGGAUGAAUUCAGGGAUUUUAACAAAUACUUGGCAUAUAUGGAAUCAAAAGGUGCUCAUCGUGCUGGACUAGCAAAGGUAAUUCCUCCUAAGGAAUGGAAGCCAAGGAAAAGUUAUGAUGAUAUUGAUGAUCUAAUGAUUCCAGCUCCCAUUCAGCAGAUGGUUACUGGUCAAUCAGGUCUCUUCACUCAAUACAACAUUCAAAAAAAGCCAAUGACUGUGAAAGAAUUUAGGCUACUUGCUAAUAGUGACAAAUAUUGUACUCCAAGACAUUUAGAUUUUGAAGACUUAGAACGUAAAUACUGGAAAAAUUUAACUUUUGUGGCACCAAUCUAUGGAGCAGAUAUUAACGGAAGCAUAUAUAAUGAAGAUGUAAAUGAAUGGAAUAUUGCUCGUCUCAAUACCAUAUUGGAUGUUGUAGAAGAAGAUUGUGGAAUCUCCAUUGAGGGAGUCAACACUCCAUAUUUAUAUUUUGGAAUGUGGAAAACAACAUUUGCAUGGCAUACUGAAGAUAUGGAUCUCUACAGUAUUAAUUACCUCCACUUUGGGGAACCAAAAUCCUGGUAUGCUAUUCCUCCAGAGCAUGGAAAGCGACUUGAACGACUUGCUCAAGGAUUUUUCCCAAGCAGUUCUCAAGGAUGUGAUGCUUUUCUACGCCAUAAGAUGACAUUAAUUUCUCCCUCAAUAUUGAAAAAAUAUGGAAUUCCUUUUGACAAA
Python bivittatus (Burmese python) is the source of this 1051-nucleotide messenger RNA. Lineage: Eukaryota; Metazoa; Chordata; Lepidosauria; Squamata; Pythonidae. The record is from RefSeq and is a predicted model, not a curated record.